Messenger RNA from Baudoinia panamericana UAMH 10762, 5839 nucleotides. RefSeq lists its product as uncharacterized. The record is from RefSeq and is a predicted model, not a curated record. Gene Ontology annotation, molecular function: DNA binding; histone demethylase activity. NCBI's taxonomy places the organism in Eukaryota, Fungi, Ascomycota, Dothideomycetes, Mycosphaerellales, Teratosphaeriaceae. The coding region runs from base 1 to 5652 and encodes 1883 amino acids. Gene Ontology annotation, biological process: chromatin remodeling. The transcript is spliced from 2 exons. Gene Ontology annotation, cellular component: nucleus.
AUGGCGAGCAGUUCUCAGACGCCGGUGCCCGUGAUACCAGGCCUUGAAGCUGUGCCAUCGCCGGGCACUUCUGCUGCAAAGGCAAAAGCAGCUGUUCUGACUGCACCUGGAACGCUUAACGGGCCACCUUCUGGCAAUAACCACGCCAUCCCGCUUAGCGCACGUCGAGCGGAGCCUCUGGACCUCUCCACCGUUGAGCGCAAAGGGCAGCCGAAUAUGCCACCAGAGAGACCGAAAAAGGAGCGCUUAUUUGGUAUUCCCGAAGCACCUACAUAUUAUCCUACUGAGGAGGAGUUUCGUGAUCCGAUGGAGUACAUGCGCAAGAUCGCUCCGGAGGGCAGCAAGUAUGGAAUUGUGAAGAUUGUUCCACCGGAGAGCUGGAACCCACCAUUCGCUAUCAACACCGAGCGCUUCCACUUCCGCACCCGACGUCAAGAGCUGAACUCGGUCGAAGGUGGUAAUCGGGUUAACAACGACUAUCUCGAUCAACUCGCCAAGUUCCACAAGCAGAACGGACACAACCUCAACCGCUUCCCGAGCGUCGACAAGCGACCACUUGAUUUGUAUCGCCUCAAGAAGACCGUGGAGCGCAAGGGCGGCUUCGAGCAGGUGUGCAAGGGCAAGAGAUGGGCCGAAGUUGGUAGAGAUCUGGGAUACAGCGGCAAGAUCAUGUCAUCGCUCUCGACAUCACUCAAGAACUCCUACCAGAAGUGGCUGCUACCAUACGAGGAAUAUCUGCGCAUCGCCAAGCCCGGCGUGCAGCAACAACUGGAAUUCAUGAACGGUGGACCGUACACGCCGUCACCAGGACCGUCUCCGGCAAAGAAGGCACAGUCAGCCACGCCGUCUGGCAUGUACGAAACAUCACCGACAUACCAAGCACAUGUGGCGUUGCACGCGAGCAUGAGCGGAGACGGCAGCCCGGCACAGAUUCCUCGGUCGCAUGAAAGCUCGCAGCCCCCACCACCGUUACCGCCGGCCCCAACCACUGGUGGUUUCACGCCGGUUAACCCUGGUGGUGGCUUCACCGCUGUCAAUGCACCCACACAGACACCUUCGUUCACCUCCGUCAACAGCAUCAAUGGGUUUGCUCAUUCGAGCAGUGCAACUCCACAAACGCCCCCCGUCAGCAAUGGGCAUCCUGUCAUCGCACCUCAUCCGAACGGUGUCCCCUCGCUCAAGCGACAGCACAGCGACUCUAUACUGACGCUCGACGAGAUCGACCUGAUCAAUCAGCGCAGCAAGCGACUGCGUAAGGAUGUUCCGACUGUCACUGGCAGCAAUAUGCAUCACUCUCGCAUGGGCGCCGCGCGUGCGCAGGCUCAAAAGGAGCGUGCCAACAUGAAGCCCGGCGAGGCUUGCGAGGAGUGUCUACGCAAUGAUGACCUAAGCAAGACCGUAAAGUGUGACAGUUGCGACUGCAUCUAUCACCGCUACUGCCUGGAGCCACCGUUAAAGCAGAAGCCGGACUUUGAGUGGCAUUGUCCGCGAUGCUUGGUGGGUUCUGGCGAGUACGGGUUCGAAGAGGGAGACGUCUACUCGUUGUCUGGCUUCCAGAAGAAGGCUAGUGCGUUCAAAAAGCUGCAUUUCGAGAGCGUGCCGCGCCAGUUCAGCCCGUUCAGCGAGACUAAGCAAGAAUUGACAGAGGAGGAUGUGGAAAGGGAGUUCUGGAGGCUAGUUGAUGAACUGUCGGACUCGACUGAAGUCGAAUACGGCGCUGAUAUUCACUGCACGACGCACGGCAGCGGCUUUCCUACCAUUGAGAAGCAGCCGCGAAAUUCGUACUCGACUGACCCGUGGAAUCUCAACAUCCUACCUUUGGACAAGGAGUCACUCUUUCGGCACGUCAAGUCUGACGUCUCCGGCAUGACCAUACCCUGGCUGUACGUUGGCAUGUGCUUCUCGACGUUCUGCUGGCACAAUGAGGACCACUUUGCGUAUUCGGCCAACUACCAGCACUUUGGAGAAACGAAAACGUGGUAUGGCGUUCCCGGUGAAGAUUCGUACAAGUUUGAGGAAGCAAUGAAGGAGGAGGUGCCAGAGCUGUUCGAAACGCAGCCCGAUUUACUCUUCCAGCUGGUGACCCUUGCGCGGCCAGAGAAAUUGCGCAAGGCGGGUGUGAAGGUGUACGUGCUUGAUCAGCGACCGGGCCAAUUCGUCAUCACCUACCCGCGAGCGUACCAUGCGGGAUUUAAUCAUGGGUUCAACUUCAACGAGGCUGUCAACUUCGCUCCAUAUGAUUGGGAGCCAUUUGGCGAGGAAGGGGUGAAGCGAUUACGUGGUUAUCGCAAGCAGCCAUGCUUCUCGCACGAUGAGCUGCUGCUUACUGCCGCCUCCCGCGAUCUGACCAUUAAGACUGCGAAGUGGUUGGGCCCAGCGUUGGAGCGCAUGCGCGAUGAUGAGGUAUUCGCGCGCAAGCACUUCCUCGAUACACCCGAUACGAGUGCAGGAUCGGAGGCGAUGGAUACAUAUAUCGGACCAAGGUAUAAGGAAGCUCCGGUGGUGUUUGACGGACCAGCGGAAGAGGAGGAGCUGAUAUGCCAGUUCUGCAAAGCGUACUGCUACUUAUCGCGCUGCAGAUGCAAGAAGACGAAUAAGGUGUUGUGCUUACUUCACGCUGGAAGCUAUGAAUGCUGCGAUGCACUGGAGUUUGAGCGGUAUCAAGGGUUGGAUGGAACGCAUGUGCUCGAAUAUCGCAUAACGGAUGACGCGCUGAAUGCGCUGGUGAAGAAGGUGGUGGACAAGGCGAACAUUCCCGAAACUUGGACGGCAAAGGUCGACGCCGAACUGGACGACAAUCCGCGACCAUCACUGAAACAUCUGCGAACGAUUCUGGCGGAAGGAGAGAAAAUUCAGUACGACCUACCGCAGCUUCCCGAUCUGAGAAGGUUCGUGGAGCGGUGUAACGAGUGGGUUGAGGAAGCGACGAAUUACAUCACGCGGAAGCAGCAAAACCGGCGGAAGAACGAAAAGGCUUGGCGCAAGGGGACGGCGAAGCAAGCGGAACUGGAAGAACGCGACAAGGAGCUUCGAAAGGUGGAGAACAUUACUAAGCUGCUGGAAAAGGCGGACGACAUUUGCUUUGACUGUCCGGAAAUCAACACACUGCGGGAACGCGACGAAGCCAUCAAGGAGUUCCAAAACAACGCGAAGACUGCACUCGGCAAUAUUCGCGCGCACGUCACGGCCGACUUUGAGGAGCUGAUGGAGCGCGGCAAGGAGUUUCAUGUCGACAUCCCCGAGAUUGACGACUUGGAGCGCGUCGUGAAGCGGCUGCGAUGGGAUGAUCUUGCCAAGGUCAAGCGGCCGAAUAUGGAGACGCGUCGCCAAGACCAGACCUUGAAAGAUAUCGAGAAGUUCAUCGCGGAAGGCGUGGAGAUUGGCGUGCCGGACAGCAACCCCGACAUGCUGUUCUUCCGUGAGCACAAGGCGCAGGGUGACUUGUGGGAGCAGAAGGCUAAAGAGUUGAUGGCCGUCGAGCCCGUGCACUUCCAGCAGCUUGACUCCUUGGCCGCUCAAGCCAUCACCUUGCCUGUCUCCCCCGAGAUAUUGGGCAAAGUUGACGAAAUCCUCCGCAAGCAGCGUGAGUUGCAAGAGAAGAUUGCCGCGCUCAUCGAGCAAGCGAAGGAUCCUGACUUCCGCAAGCGACCUAUGUACAGGGAGAUGCGCGCCGUCAUCGAAGCGCUAGAAGAGCUGCAGAGCAAGCCAAACGGGACAAUCGAGCUGGAGAAGCUACAAAAGCAGCACGAAGACUGGAUGCGCGAGGGCAAGAAGCUUUUUGGCAAGGCGAACGCGCCACUCCACAUUCUGCACCAGCAUAUGAUGAUCGUCAACAACCGCAACGAAGCAUGCUUUGACCUGCGCGACACCCCUCGCCUGCCCGUCGAGCCGUCUUCACGCGAACACACACCCAACGAGGACGCAGCGCCACCGAUGACGGACGGAAGCAACUCUAGCAGAGAUGUCUUCUGCAUCUGCCGUCGCCCCGAGGCGGGCAUGAUGAUCGAAUGCGAGAUCUGCCAUGAGUGGUACCACGGCAAGUGCCUGAAGAUCGCACGCGGCAAGGUGAAGGAGGAUGAUAAGUACACCUGCCCGAUCUGUGACUGGCGUGUGAAGAUUCCACGCGACGCCGCGAGGCCGAAGCUGGAGGACUUGCAGGCGUGGCAGGACAAGCUAGAGACGCUGCCGUUUCAGCCCGAAGAGGAGGGCACGCUCGGGAGUAUUGUGGAUUAUGGUGCUAACUUCCGCGAGUUCAUGCGGCCGUUCAUUAAUCCCGAGAACCAGACUACUCCGGAAGAGGUUGGCACGCUGCGCUUUCAGUUGAGGAAGAUCGAGGGCGCGGAUAUCUUGCUCGCGCAUGAGACGAAUUAUCUGAGGCAGGAGUUGCACAAGUGGGCGCCUGUUGCGCCGGAGCCGCCGCCGACGAUUCAGAUUUCGGGCUCUACACGCAAGCCGCGUCCGACAAAGCAGCAGAAGCUCAUGGCUCAACUUGGCAUCACGAACCCGGACGAGCUUCCGCAGCAGUACAGGAUCAAGCCGCACGUCGCCAAGCGCAAAGUUUCGGAGGGCAUGAUGAAGACUCAACCCUUGCAGCCAGCCACGGGCGCCUCAAUGUCACCAAUGGGCAGCCAGCCACCAUCCCUCCCCGGCUCAUCCUCCGGUCUCGCCCCAGACACUAUGACGACUACUACAGAGAAAGGCCACAAACCCUUCCUCACCCCACUCUCCAUCCAAGUCCUAGGCCAAUACGCCAGCGCGCCCGUCGUCAGUCAAAUGCUCAACGCCGAACCCCACAUGAACAGCGAGAAACUGAUCAAGAUCAAAACUGUGCUGAUGCAGGACCCCUCGUCGCGCCAUCUCGACCCGGAGGCGAUGCGGAAGAGGAUAGCAUCCUUGACCCCAUCCGCCAUCGCGGCGACACCUGCGUUCGACUAUGCUACUGCUUCGCACAGGAAGUCCGGGUCGAAUUCAAUUUCGUUGAGUCGGCCCACGCCAACCGCGACGCCGACGGGUAGUACGUUUGUGGGUGGUGCGUCGUUGUUCGCUGCUGCCACGCCUACGCACGGCCAUGCGCACGAGAUGGGGAUGGCGCGGGCGAAUCGGAUGGGCUCGCCGGCGAAUAUGUCGCCUGCGUCUUUUGCCCCGGCGCGCACGAGCCCGGAUGUUUCGGCGUUUGAUCAUCAUCAUACCUUCGACGGCGCUGGUGGGUUUUCGUUCGACAGUCCGGCUGCCGAUCACAAUCCGAGUCCGUAUUUCGGUAGCGCGGGCCAUGAUGGCAGUGUAGGACAUACUGUCACGGCUGGUGGGAUGAACAGCCCAGGUUUUGGAGGCAGUCAGCAGAGCGUCGGUAAUAUCGACCAUGUGUUUGCGGAUCUCGUGCAUGAUCAUGAUGGGAUUGGGAUGGCUGGGUUUGAUGGGGCGGGGGAUGCUAGAGAGGCUGCUGUGGGGUCGGUACAAGAUGCGAGUGUUCCUGCGCCGGGCAGACAAGAGGAGGAUCGGCGGAUGGGCGAUGAGCCGCCGGUGGUAGAGGAUAUGGGUGCGAUGUUGCGGGAUCAGGCUGCUGCGGCUGCGCGGGAGCUGGAGGCGUUGCGGAUGGGUGGGCAGAACCAGGAGCAGUAUCCUACCUCUGCUUCUGCGCCGGUUGAUGGUUGAGCCGGCGAAACAGAUCCGGCGGUGGACUAGCAAAUGCAUGCUAUUGAUGAUCGAGCGGAUGCGUGUGAUUGCAUGCGAGUACGGGCGAAUACCCGUUUGCUAAGUGUUGGAUGCGUGUGAUUUGCAAGCGAGUACCGGUGAACACCGGUUUGCUAAGUGUUGGAUGCGUGUGUGGCUUACUACGGUG